AUGGAAUUGACCAAACUGGCCGACAUGACAAAACUCCACCAAGCUGUAGCUGCUGGGGAUUACAAUUCAGUGAAAAAGAUUUUGAAGAAAGGUUUCUGUGACCCAAACUACAAGGAUGUGGACUGGAAUGACCGAACCCCACUUCACUGGGCUGCAAUCAAGGGACACAUGGAGGUGCUGCAGCUCCUGAUAGAGCACGGGGCCAGGCCCUGCCUGGUAACUGAUGUGGGCUGGACCCCCGCUCAUUUCGCAGCUGAAUCGGGCCAUCUGAACGUGCUCAAAACUCUCCAUGCCCUGCACGCUGCCAUCGACGCCCCUGACUUCUUUGGAGACACACCAAAGAGGAUUGCACAGAUCUAUGGGCAGAAAGCCUGUGUAGCAUUCCUGGAGCAGGCUGAGCCCCAGUGCCGGGACCACCGCGAGGCCACCAAGCAGAAGGGGUUGCAGCUUGAUCAGCGGGAUGAAGACUGGGAUUCCAAGAAGAGGGAGUUGGAGCUGUCACUUCCUUCCUCAAAGCAAAACACUAAUAAGAAAAAGAAUAAGACUCGAGGCCCCACCAGGCUCAGCAAUACCAAGGAGAGGAGAGUGUGA
This is a messenger RNA of Mesoplodon densirostris (Blainville's beaked whale), 591 nucleotides long. It is a transcript of the gene ANKRD66, whose product is annotated as ankyrin repeat domain 66. Gene Ontology annotation, molecular function: protein binding. The transcript has 3 exons. The coding region runs from base 1 to 591 and encodes 196 amino acids. The record is from RefSeq and is a predicted model, not a curated record. Lineage: Eukaryota; Metazoa; Chordata; Mammalia; Artiodactyla; Ziphiidae.